Molecule: messenger RNA, 795 nt
Organism: Diutina rugosa
Lineage: Eukaryota; Fungi; Ascomycota; Pichiomycetes; Serinales; Debaryomycetaceae
Exons: 1
Coding region: 1-795 (264 amino acids)
Biological process (GO): RNA methylation
Cellular component (GO): mitochondrion
Molecular function (GO): rRNA (uridine-2'-O-ribose)-methyltransferase activity
Source: RefSeq, a predicted model, not a curated record
AUGCCAUCACCGCGUCUACGAACGUUUUGCUCAACGCAAGUUCGACUCUUUGCCACACAUGCCGACAUCCACAGUAAACGUCUGCCAAGGGAGCGUACGUUUGAUGCUGUUUGUAUGGCAAUGCAGGCCAAGCUCCACCGCUUAGAUCAGCAGCAUCAUCUUUUUACCCCGGAGGUCAAAACCGUGAUUGAUGUGGGGUAUGCCCCCGGAAAUUGGAGUCAAUACUCCAAGUUUCGACUAUGUGACGUCCACAGAAUUGAGGAGGAUAAGUUUAAUGACACUUGCCACCUAUUAGGGGUUGACAUCUUGUUUUCAACUCCACCCGUGAAAGGUAUGCUGUGCAUCCAGGGCAACAUAUUUUCGAAACUCACACAUGACAUCGUGGCACGUCACAUAGCCACAUUCAACCAGCCAGUUGAUCUCAUAUUGAGCGAUUUGGGUAUGCCUUUUUCACAAUUGUACGGGUUUUAUUCGAAUACCAUUUCACGACCUCACAUGCGCCUCAACACCAACAAAGCAUUACAAAAGCCGAUGACGGACGUGAAUGUGGCAGCAGCAAACUUAGCGGAGGCAUCUUACUUUUUGUCCCGUCGUGUGCUUCGUUUGGGUGGGCUGCUAGUAGUCAGAAUGGGCCGUUUAACUAAGGCUCCCCCACGAGAACUUCGUGAUAAACUAGAAAAUGAAUUCGGUGACGUCGUUUACGAAAGAGACCACAACGACCACAUAUUCGUUUGCAAAGAUAAGGUGACUGAACCUCCACCACUUCCAUCACCGUGGGAAGCGGCUAAACUUUGA